Arachis stenosperma is the source of this 2329-nucleotide messenger RNA. RefSeq lists its product as uncharacterized. The record is from RefSeq and is a predicted model, not a curated record. Lineage: Eukaryota; Viridiplantae; Streptophyta; Magnoliopsida; Fabales; Fabaceae. Bases 285 to 2147 code for a protein of 620 amino acids. The transcript is spliced from 3 exons.
GCAUUUACAGAUUCAAAUAUAUAUGACGCCAUAGAAUGGGAAUAAGGAGAAAGAAAGAAAGAAAGGAAAGUAUAUAUAUGGAAGGAUCUUUGGAUGACCCACUUCGCUAAAUUUAAGGUCUAAAAGUUCUCUCACCCAUUCGAAAGAGACACAUGAUGCUUCCAUCACCUACUAUGAACUCUCUGCAGUUAAUUAAACAUACUUCCCUCGUUCCUUGUCCAAAUCAAAAAUCAUCAUUGGUCCCUCAACAUUAGCGCUUAAACACGAUCUUCUUUCUUCAAACUAUGUCUUCGUGCCACACAAGUAAUCUCAAACAGAAGAAUAACCACAACAACAGUAUCAUCAGGAAGCGAGCCUGUUCUUUCUCCUCUACCACCAACUCUUCUUCUUCUUCCUCUUUGGUGGGAAGGUGCCCUUUCAAGAGAGCUAUUUUGGUUAGGAAAACCAGGAAAACAAGGUCACCUUCUAUGGCGGCGCAUCUUCUUCAUGGGGUACCCUCUAAAGAGAGGGAACUGUAUGUGUCUGCAAGGAAACUCGCUGCUACUCUAUGGGAAAUCAAUGAUUUGCCUCCUUCAAGGGUGGAGAAGGAGCUUGAGUCCGAGCCAAUCAAAGCCAUAAAAGAUAAAAGUGUUGCCUUAUUGAGAUCAGGAUUAUUGAAGCCACGUAUCUCAGAUCCAUCAUAUACUCAUUUCUAUGAGGGAAUUGAAAGGUUGGAAAAUAAGAAAUGCAAAAGAAGAGUUUCAGCCUCAUCUCAUCAAUUUCACUUGGCUAAUUACUUCUUGGAGGGCAUGGAUGAUGCUCAUUCUACUCUCAAUUUCAUUGAGGAAGGGAAUCAGAUAAGAAACAAGAAGAAUUGUGGUAAAUGCAGGGUUGGAUUCAAGAACCCUAUGAAGGAAGCUAGAAAUGGAAUAUCUACAUGCAAGAAGCUGCUAAAGGUGUUGAAUGAAAUGUGCGUUCAAGAGCAGCAUUCAUCAAGCAUACCCCUCAUCUUGGCAAUGCGCAGUGAGCUUGAUCGCGUGCGCAACCAAAUCGAUCAACUGAUCCAAGAUCAGGGCUCAAACCAGAAUGACAUGGAGUGUCUCAUGAAGAAUUUUGCAGAAGAGAAGGCUGCCUGGAGAAGAAGAGAAAGAGAAAGGAUCCGCGAAGCAAUAACAAGUAUAGCACAAGAUCUUGAGGUGGAGAAGAAGUUAAGAAGGCAAACAGAGAAGUUAAACAAGAAGAUUGCCAGAGAAAUGGCUGGUGCAAAAGCCUCCUACUUAAAAGUUUCCAAAGAUCUUGAAAGGGAGAAAAGGGCCAAAGAGAUUUUGCAGCAAGUUUGUGAUGAACUAGCCAAAGGCAUUGGAGAGGACAGAGAGCAGGUAGAGAAGCUCAAGAGGGAAUCAGCUAAAGUCCGCCAAGAGGUUGAAAAGGAGAGGGAGAUGCUUCAGCUAGCCGAUAUUUUGCGCGAGGAGAGAGUUCAGAUGAAGCUCUCAGAGGCUAAGUAUCAAUUUGAGGAGAAAAAUGCUCUGUUGGAAAAUCUGAGAAAUGAGCUUGAGGGAUUCAUCAGGACUAAAGAAGAAAAUGGUGAUGUUGAUGUUAAUCCUGAGUUGAAAAGAUUCAAGGAUCUUGAGUCUUAUUUAAACACAUCAUGCUGGGAAUUCCAAAAUCCAGUGAAAGACUAUAAUGGUUUAGAUGAUGGAGAUGAUAGUGAUCUUCAGUCCAUAGAAUUGAACAUGGACAAUGAUAAUAAGAGCUACAAGUGGAGUUAUGCUUGUGAAAAUGAUGCUCAAGAAAGAGUUUCAGUUGAAAAAGAUAGAGGGAGGAGAUCUAUCUCUGAGAAAAUUCAGUGGGGAAGUAUUUGCUUCAACAAGGGUAGUUCUAGUUGUAAGAAGAGGGACAUUGUUACUAUAAACAUUCAGGGAAGUUCUGAUCAGUGUAAUGGAGAAAAGUCAACAGAAUUUCUAUAUGGAGCUGAGAGACAAGAUGAUUAUGAUGAUGAGGAGGAAGAAAAUGAGGGCAAUGUGCCAAUCACGAGUCUUAGAGAUUGUUUAUCAUGUGUUAGUCCUGCUAAAGGAAGAGUUCAACCAUUGAAUUUGCAGUGUAUUAAUGGUGAAGCUGAGGGACACAAUCUGAAGCAAGAAGUUGCUGGAAGAAAAUUCAUGUGUUAAAAGAGUUUUGGUAGUUUAGCAUCAUAUUCAUAUAGAUAGAUUAUGCCAUUUGUGUCUGAAACUGUUUCUAUUUCUCUUGAAUAAUGUUCAAGGCUUUUCCAAUGUCACUGUGUCUUAAUUAAGUGAUAGCAACAACAAAAUGUAAGUAUUGACUACAAUUGAAAUGCUAGCAGUUUUGGAUC